AUGGACUAUAAGGCAAUUGCCCAAGAAACUGCUCAAGAAGUUUUAGGUUACAGUCAAGAUACAUCGGGCUGGAAAGUGGUUAAGAUUUCAACUAAAGUUUGAGUUCUCCUUGUUAACUAUAGAUAUCGUGUUGAAGCGAUAAUUCCAGAAUCAACAGCUAACCUAUCUGAUUUCCUCUACCAACCUGGAAACAGAAUUACUUGGGAUAGAUCAUUGAAGGUGUACAAGAUGAUACAGAGGAUCAAUUCGACACAGUAUUUUAUAGAUUCAAAAAACCCAGAACAUUCCAAACUAGUGAUGUUUGUCCAGACAGAAAUGAGAGGAAAAUUGUCCCCAUCAAUAAUUGAAAAAACCAUGCCUUCCAACUUAGUAAGUUUCAUCCUCAAUGCAAAAGAUGGAAUAAAGGCACAGAAAACUUCAUCAAGACGUGGAUUUCAUCCUAAUACUCUUUCAUCAUUCCAAAACAAGAAAUGAGGUCUUGCUGCUAUGAAAUAAUGUGCAACAGUUAUUGCAGUUUACUUGUGAGUCAACAUGCAUAAAUACAAUUAAACUAUUCUAGACAGUACUCUUGUCCAAAUUACUGAAGAUACUUUGUGAAAAUAAGAACUCAUAGUUGUACAAGAAAACAGCAUUAAAUAGUUUUU
Molecule: messenger RNA, 644 nt
Organism: Propithecus coquereli (Coquerel's sifaka)
Lineage: Eukaryota; Metazoa; Chordata; Mammalia; Primates; Indriidae
Gene: STARD6
Product: StAR-related lipid transfer (START) domain containing 6
Exons: 4
Molecular function (GO): lipid binding
Source: RefSeq, a predicted model, not a curated record